Daktulosphaira vitifoliae (grape phylloxera) is the source of this 5137-nucleotide messenger RNA. RefSeq names its product eukaryotic translation initiation factor 4 gamma 3-like. The record is from RefSeq and is a predicted model, not a curated record. The transcript has 31 exons. Gene Ontology annotation, molecular function: protein binding; mRNA binding; translation initiation factor activity. The coding region runs from base 496 to 5001 and encodes 1501 amino acids. Gene Ontology annotation, cellular component: eukaryotic translation initiation factor 4F complex. NCBI's taxonomy places the organism in Eukaryota, Metazoa, Arthropoda, Insecta, Hemiptera, Phylloxeridae.
UUGAAUGCAAUAUGGCUGUAUAAUACGUCAAAUCAUUUAACCAUUUUAUAUCAAUUUUUUAUUAAAAUAUUAUUUACUUCUUUACGUAUUUAUAAUAUUAUUAACUUUUUUUUUAUUAUUAUAAAUACUACCGCUUUGUGUUAUCGUAUUUAUUGUUAGUGUAUUAAUUAUAUUUUACACGGUAGCUUAUUUUUGCCGCGAUACCGGAAUUUUGUAUAUAUAUUUCAUAUAUACAUAAUUUGAGCCCAACCCAAGUUGACGCUGGUUGUUGCCGCCGCCGCCGCGUUUAACAGCCGUAAUUAAAUUUUUUAUCCAUCUCGAUCGCGUUACAUUUGGUUUAUUCAUCGUUGUGAUGACAUCUUCUCGGUCGGCUUGUUCGUCGACGGAUCUCGAUUGAUACGAAAAUGUACGUCGGCUGUUUAGUCAUAUCUCUUGAAAUGGAAAACUUAUGAGGGUAUAGCAUUAAGUUUUAGCCUUGCACGAAUUGGCUCUAGCAUGAAUACCCGGGGUCCGAACCAGAAUCAUCAGAGACGAGUCGAUCCAAAUAUGUAUACAAAUCCAAAUCAAUAUAACCAUACACCUACUGCUACAACCAAUCCGAGGUACUUAAUAGGACAACAACGCCCUAGUCACUAUCAAUUAAGUCAGGCAACUCAUAAUAUUGCUGAUAUGAAGAAUAAUAGUCAUAUGCCUAAUAUGAGCCAUGGCCAAAUUCAAAUGGUUCAGCAUAUACAACCUCGGCAGACUCAACUUUCCCACCAUAUAAGAUCAAAUGCACCACGUAAUUUACCAAGAGGACCCUUUCAAUACCAGGUAUAUUUACCUGCAGCACCUUACCCAAACACUAACCAUGCCACAUACUUUCCGUACUCACCUCAACAGGCUUCACAAACAGUACUUAUGACAGCAGGGCCAUACAUGCAAAAUUUUCCUGCUAAUCAACCACUAGCAAAUAGUAUGUUUUAUUCUGCAACACCCAGUAGACCCAUUCAAGUGUCUAAUAUACAACAGGGACCACCUAAUCCUCCUGUAGCCAAUAUGAGCAAUGCUCAAAAUACACACGGACAGUCAAUGAUUGUUCAACCUCAACCUAUGGACAUAGCUGCUAAUUCACAACCUUUACAAGUACCUCAGCAAUCAUCUGCAACACCAAUACCUGAUAGACCACGAAGAAAAGCUAUAAAAAUAAUUGAUCCUAAUACAGGGAAUGAAGUUGAUAUAAAUUCUGCACAACAGUCAGCCCCAAGUGCUGAUGAAUUAGAAAAAAUGAAAGUUCAAAGCCAAUUUCAAAGUCAGGUACAGAGUGCCGUUAAAAAAGAUGACGUCAAAAUUGCAGAUAAUAAUCAGAAUUCAGCAGGAAAAGAAAAAGUAAUAAAUGAAUUCCAAACGCAAGUUAAAAAAUUAUUGAGUGAAUCUACAUCGCCAAUUAAAACAGAUGGCGUUCAAGAAAAAAUUAUAUCAAGUGAUACGGAGGAACCUUUAGCUGCUAUUGAAAGUCAAAAUACAGAAUUGGGAAAAAUUGAAAAAACAUUAAAUAUAAAUUUAAAUUCUAAAGAUGAUACUGUUAAAAUUGUUGAUAAAGAAAAUUCUAAUUCUUCUUUACCAAAUCAAACAUUUGAAAACAGUAUUUCUACAGAAUUAGAAUUACCAUCCCAAAGUUCUGAUGUUACUAGUAUUUCAGAAGAUUCUAAUAGUACAAAAAAAUUAUCAGCAGUUGAUGAAGAAUCUUUAAAACCAGUAAAAUCGAAAAAAAAUAAAAACAAAAAGAAGAAAGGAGUAGAACCACAAAAAAAUGUGACUAAAGAUUCAACUGGUAAUGUGGUGGUGUCAUCUUCCAUUAAAACUGUAGAAAAUUUAAUUGAAAAACCCAUUGAAAAUGAUUCUAAUCUAAAUGAUAGUAAUACGAUUCAGAAUAAAGAAAAUGAAAAUGAGAAUUGCUUAUCAAAAGUGGAAGAAGAAAAAACUGUCAAAAAAAAUGAAGAAAUAUUACCAACGCAAGAAAGAAAAAAUAAUGGUGUUAAAAAUGAGGUAGCUGAAAUUGUAACCCCAAAACUUCCCAGUUACAUAGAAAAAUUACCAUAUACUGAAGAUCAAUGGAGUUUGACCAAUAAAUCUGGAAAAAGAGUUUACACAAGAGCUUUCUUAAUGCAAUUAUGUAAUGAAACAGUUUGUCAAAAGAAACCAGAUGUUUUAAGAAAUUGGGGAAACAUAACAAGAUCUGCAAAUGCACCACAAUAUAAUGUUUUAGGAGGUGGUAGUAGUACAGGUGGAACACCUAUUUCUAGAUCACAAAGCGCAAGUGCAACAGGCUUUAUGCCUGCAUAUUUCAAACCUGGUGGUAGUAGUCAACGAGGAGGCAUGCCUAUGAUGUCUGGUGCCAAGAGAAAUAGUAGUCAAGGUAAAACGGCUAGUAAAUCUUCAAAACCGAACACAAUUCAUAUGUCUCUAUCGUUGAGAGAAGAAGUUAAAUUGAAUCAGACUGAAAAUGCAUGGGUUCCAACUGCUGUUAAAAAGGCAACCAAAAAUGAUUCAUCUAAAAACAAAAAUGAAGAUGAAUUAAAAACAGAAGAUGUUCAUAAAAAUGUUAGAUCAAUAUUAAACAAAAUUACACCUGAUAACAAAGAUGCUUUGACUGAAUCUUUUAAAAGUUUAUCUAUUGAUACACAUGAUAGAUUAGAAAAAACAAUAGAUUUAGUUUUUGAAAAAGCAAUAGAAGAACAAAGUUUUGCUCCUUUGUAUGCUUCACUGUGUUAUGCUAUGCAAGGCUUACAGGUGAUUUAUGAAAAUGGCACUAAAUCCACUUCUUUCAAAAAACUUAUUAUAAGUAAGUGUCAGAGUUUAUUCGAAUUAGAUAAAGCUCAAGAAAUGGAUUCAGCUAAAAGACUUUCAGAAAUAAACUCUUGUAAAGACUCUGAGAAAAAAAAAGAACUGCAAAUGGAAUUUGAAGAUAAUGAGAGGAGAUUAAGGAAACGCUCUGUAGGGAAUUGCAGAUUUAUUGGGGAGUUGUUUAAACAAAAAAUUCUCACUCCAAAUAUCAUGUUAUAUUGUAUAGUCAAUUUAGUCACUAAACAUGAUGAAGAACCUUUAGAAUGUUUAUGUAAUUUAUUAAAGACUGUUGGAAAAGAAUUAGAACAAACCUACAGUUUAAAUGAAACAUUUGAUAAACUGAGAGCUUUAACAUCAAAAGAAAUGAAAUCCAAAAUACCAUCAAGAAUUCGUUUUAUGAUUCAAGAUGUAAUAGAUUUAAGAAAAGACAAAUGGGUACCUAGACGAUUAGAUAAUAAACCUAAAUUAAUUAAUGAAAUAGAAAAUGAUGCUAAAAAUGAAGCCAUAGAACAAUCAAUUGCAUUAUCUUCUUAUAAUAGUAGACCUGAAAAAUCACAACGUGAUAGUCACCGUGAUGAUAAAUAUAGGGGUGGAGAAAGUAAAAACCGACGUAAUGAAACUGAAUGGAAUAUUGUACAAAAUACCAAAUAUAAACAACAGAAUUAUACAAUUGAUCAAUCUAAACUACAAGGCUUGCAAGGUCUUAAGGAGUCUUCAUCGGUUUCGUUAGGGCCCUCUUCAAAAUGGUCUUUUUCAUCUAAUUCUACUGGAGGAAAAAAUAGUAGUUUUACUAGUAACAAUAUGUAUGCUCCUCUAAAUGAUGAUAAAAAAUCGUCAAAUUCUCAACUGAUGUCUAACAAAAACACGCCUCGCAAACCAAUGAUUUCUGAAACAGAAGAAAGACAAAGAAUGAUGUCUGGUGUUGCUAGUAUGAUGCCUCAAUUUGCUCAACCUUCUACAACAUUAAAUACAUCUUUAACUACUUCACAAACUUCAAAAGAAGCAGAAGAGUCAUCGUCUUCUAAUGAAGAACUAGAUCCUGAAAUAAUAGAUAAAAUUAACAUGCAAUGCAAAAACAUUAUCCAAGAAUAUGAACAAGUGCAUAAUAUAGAUGAUAUUAUAUAUUCAUUAAAAGAUGAUGAAAAGUCAGCCAUCCGCACUAGACAUGAAGAAUUUGUGAAGUAUGUAUCUUUGAUGACUUUUGAAUUUAGUUCGAAAUUCCAAACAGAAGCUGGCAAAAUGUUUGCUGAAUUGUUAACCAAAAAUGUUCUAUCUAUGACGGCUAUUACUCGCGGAAUUGAUGCUGUUCUUAAAGAUUGGAAUGAUUAUUUAAUGGAUUAUCCUCAAUUCUUUUCUUAUAUUGCUGCCAUUAUUGCUCCAUUAUUAAUUUCAAAGACUGCUUCUUUUAACUUUAUUAAUCUAAAAGAUGCUUGCAAAUCAAUUUGUCCUAAUGAUUCUUGCAAGUUUUUUAUUGAGGUACUCCAAAAAAUUUUAGGCUCAAAAGAAACCCAAGAUAUUAAAGAACAAGGUGGAAUAUUAUGGAUAUAUAACAAAUGGAGAAAAUCAGAACAAAUAUCACUUGAUGUUUUUGUUCCUAACAAUAAAUUGAAUGAAAAUUUUAGAAAUGAUAGAAUUGGUGUUUUCUUGUUAUCCAUAGCCAUGUAUGAUAAAAUGAAGUUCACUGAUAGUAAACUAUUAUAUGAUAUAAUGCAUAGUUGGAUAAGUAAUAACUUCAAGUCAGAAAUUAUUGACUGUCCACAAUUUGUUCGGUCAUUAACUAUAGCUAACGUAAUUGCCUGCUUAGGGCCACCAAAUCAUUCUUUUGAUGAGUUCUUUGAUCAUGUAUAUAUUAAAUUACUUACUUGUUACAUUCGAUCAAAACCUUUACCAGUAGCAGAAAUUCAAGCACGGGAAGUUCAAUGUUUAUACGGAAUUCAAAUAAUGUCUGCUGCGCUUGAGUACCCUGCAGGAAUGGUACUAAAAUUGUUUCACAAACUUUAUCAAGACAGUGUCAUUAGUAAGGAAUCAUUUGACUUAUGGAAAAAUGAUGAUGUAUUCAAACCUGGUUUUGAUGAAGACCUCGAGACUAAAACUAUGGCAGUCGUAGUAUUGAAUUCAUUUUUCAUUUCUCUUGCAGUAAAUGAUUCUGAUGAAGAAGAAACAAUUGAUCCAUAAUGUAACGUUGUUAUUCUGUAAUAAAAUUAUCAGUCGACUUCUGAAAUUCUUAUUUUUUUAAUUUUAUUGUAGAUACCAUGUUUAAUAUAUUAUAUAAAUUAGAUUAAAAUUAUAUAUAUAUAAUGAGCCAUUUUCA